Molecule: messenger RNA, 3719 nt
Organism: Lytechinus variegatus (green sea urchin)
Lineage: Eukaryota; Metazoa; Echinodermata; Echinoidea; Temnopleuroida; Toxopneustidae
Product: mucin-5AC-like
Exons: 5
Coding region: 755-3571 (938 amino acids)
Molecular function (GO): carbohydrate binding
Source: RefSeq, a predicted model, not a curated record
UUAAUCGCCAUAACAAAUAUAUUCUUGAAGUGUACAUUUCCAUUAAUCUGAAAAGAAAGAAUCUAUCGAUUAGGGCGCCCAGCAGGCAAAUACAUCAAAGGUUUGCCAAGGAUAUCUUGCGAUCACGUGACCUGACUGAAACUAAGCCAUUAAUUAACUGCCAGUUCAUAAUAAUUAAAGAAAACAUCCCUAUUGUGGACACGGCGCUUUUGUUUUUCAAUUGAAGCUGCCCAUUGUAAAGUGGAGAACAUAAAAUCAUCCAUGGAGUGUUUUUCUUGGUUGGUUGGUUUGUUUUGUCAAUCAUCAGAGUUUGCUAUGCGUCGUAUACUUUAAUAAUUGGAAGCUGUGAUUGGAUGAUAAAACCCCACAAAUACUGUUGAACUGCUCACUCUACUUCAAAUAUUCAGUUAUGCUGAUAAUUUUCAUUAGGUUUUGCCCUUAAUAUGACACCACCACAACUGUGACGACACCAAAGGAUUAAGCAAGAAAGUUUGAUAACGAUUCAUCGAUCAAUUUCAUCUCAAUUUGCACAGGUGUAGAAAUUUAAAUACUAUGAAGCAAAGAUAGCAAGAGCAUUGUCGAUAAUAUUUCUUCUUACUAACUGCAUGUAUAUCAAUAUAUACGCCGGCAACUUCAUAGCAAUUUGAUUUUUAAUCAAAGUGAGAGGCUGCUGAAGCGAAGUUGGUUUUUGACAAAUUUUAUUAGCAAGUCAAAUCAUCAAGAUGCGUUUGAAGCUGUGAAGCUAUUCAUUGAGAUGGGAAUACUACAAUACUGCAUUUUCGUGCUGUUCAACGUACAUGUAUGUCUUUGUGGAAUUGCUGUACUUCCAAUAUUUGAACUAACAUUCAUUCUAUGUGAACGUGAUUCCGGAGCGAUCGACUGCGGCGAUGGCAUCAUCAUCAUCUCCACAGCUAACUAUGGACGAACUAAUUCAGAAACCUGCGGUCAGAGUCGCAGUACUAAUUGUGUUUCAGACGUAACCUCUCUCCUGACCGCAUCCUGCAGUGGCCACAUUACGUGUGCCAUUGAAGCCGAUAAUGAAGUCUUUGGAGAUCCUUGCAGCGGAGUCGAAAAAUACCUAGAAGUUAAUUACAUAUGUAUAGGAGGUACGACACUGACAACAGCGCAAGCCCAAACAAUACCACCAACUACUACACAGCAGCAAACUACAAUGAAGGCACCAUCAACAACAACACAGCAGCAAACAACGCAUAUAUCAACAACAAAUGAAGAAACAACAGCACAACCAUCAACAUCGCAACAGCAACCUACAACACCAACGCAACAGCAAACGACGGUAGGCCCUUUAACAACAAAUGAAGAAACAACAACGCAGCCAUCAACACCGCAACAGCAAACUACAACACCAACGCAACAGCAAACGACGAUGGACCCUUUAACAACAAAUGAAGAAACAACAACGCAACCAUCAACACCGCAACAGCAAACUACAACUCAUCCAUCUACAACACCAACGCAACAGAAAACGACGGUAGGCCCUUUAACAACAACAACAGGGCAGCAAACAACACCGGAGACAUCAACAUCAUAUAGAAAAAUGACAACGCAAUCCUCAACAACACCACAACAGCAACCUACAACGCAUCCAUCUACAACAGCAACGCACCAGCAAACAACGUUUGGCCCUUCAACAACAACUGGGCAGCAAACAACAAAACAGACAUCAACCGCAAGUAAAGAAACAACAAUGCAACCCUCAUCAACACCGCAGAAGAAACCUACAAUGCAUCCAUCUACAACAGCAACGCAGGAACAAACGACAAAUAAAGGCACAACAACACAAACCCCAGUAACAACACAGCGAUUAACUACAACGCAUCCAUCGAGAUCAGCACAGCAACAAACGACAGUUGGAUCUUCAACAGCACAACGGCAAACAACAACAAAGACAUCAACAACAAAUAUAGAAACAGUCACGCGACCAUCAACACCACAGCAAGAACCUACAACGCAUCCAUUGACAACAACUCAGCAACAAACGACAGUUGAAGCUUUAUCAUAUCAAGAAACAACAAUGCAGCCAUCAACGGAAAAUGAAAAGACAGCGACACAGCAGCAAACGUCAUUAAAGACAUCAAAACAAAAUGAAGAUACAACGACUCAUCUCUCAACAACACCGGAACAGCAACCUAAAACGCAUCCAUCGACAACAGCACAGCAACAAACGACAGUUGGAUCAUCAACAACACGUGACCAAACAACGCAGACAUCAACAGUAAAUAAAGAAACACAUUUGCCAACAACAACACAGCAACAAACAACAACAUCAAAUGAAGAUACAUCAAUGAAACCAUCCCAAACUACGACACAACAGCAAUCUACAAUACAUCCAUCAAUAACAACACAGCAACAAACGAAAACGCAGACGUCAACGGUAAAUGAAGAGACAACAACACAGCAGCAAACGCCAACUCAGACAUCAAAACAAAAUGAAGAUACAACGACCCAGCUCUCAAUAACAUCGCAGCAGCAACUCAUAACACAUCCACCAAGAACAAGUCACCAACAAACGACAGUUAGAUCUUCAACAACAACACAGCCGCAGUCAACAACGCAGAUUUCAUCAUCAAAUAAAGAAAGAACAACGCAACCUUCAACAACAAACCAGCAGCAAACAAGACAGCCAUCAACAACAGUGAAUAAAGAAACAACAAUAACCCCGCCUCAUACAUCUAUAGGAACGAAAGAAACAUCACAGCCAUCAACAACAGUAGUUCUGCAAACUACACUGCAACCCUUGACAACAUUGCAGCAGCAAAUUUCUACGGAAAGAUUAACAACAAAUGAAGAAACAACAAUGGAAACAGUGAUAGCAACAGAGCAUGAGGAGACGUCGACACAACAUCAAACGACAACGUGGCCAUCGACUUCAACGCAACAGCAAACAAUGCAUGCAUCGACAUUAUUGCAGGAACAAUCACAAAUGCAACAAUCAACCACAAUACAUCAGCGAACAACGCAGUUAUUCUCAUCGUCAAUGCAACAACAAACGACAUCACAUUCGUCAGCAUCAACGAAACAUCGAACAACAUCAGAACCGCAACAAACAAACCAUCAGCAAACUACAUCAGAGCAAGAAAAAACGACGCAGCAGCAAACAAGAACGCAGUCUUCGGCACGACAAAGCACAACACAAAAAUCAACAACGCAGCCAUCAACCCCAACACUGUUAAUGCAAACGACGCAGCCAUCAACAACACAAAUACAGCAGCUAACGACGACGCAUUAUUCAUCAAUCGGACGACAGACAACGUCAGGGACCGCAGAAAUAUAUCAAGCAAGAGCAACGCAGAGAAAAUUGCCAUCAAAAUAUAAGAUAUUCAGAAGAUACUGGCUUCUUGCAGACAACGCCGCACUCGAUGCCUCAUACGCACUCCCUGGUGUGACGUCAUUCAUCCAGUGCAGUCAAAUAUGCUUCGAUGAGGCCUCGUGUCCUGCUUUCACAUACAUCAAAAGUGAUAGAUUGUGCUUAAUAGGCGAGCAUUCAGCCCUGAACAUGCUUCAACUACACCAGGGGGCUAAGACCUAUUCAAGCGAGCUUAAUUUGUAAAAGUUCGAAUCCACAUGGAUUUUAGAUCAAGAGAAAAGGAUGGAUGUGAAAGAAUACGACAUGAACGAAUUAGCCAGUUCCUUAUAUAAAUUGAUAUAAGUGUGUCAUGUGUGUGGGGAUGAGGAUCAUUUAAAAAAAAAAAAAAAAA